AUGUCGAUAAAAGGGCGAAAUUUGAGGAAUUUUCUCACUGGUUCUGGUUUAAAGAGUCUAAGGUAAGUUUAAAUCUCCUCCCUCAGCUAAAAAAGUCAAUUAAAAAAUGUUUCAGCAUCACUGAUGAUUUCGUUCAAAACACUAAUCUUCUCACUUAUCGUAACCCUUUCAUUGGCUCAAUACAAUUUCGAGAAUCCACCAGCUGAAGAUGUUGUUUCAUCAGGUCAAAGUGGAACAAUUCCAGACGAUUUGUCAGUUCCACAAGAUUGUCAAAACAAAGAAGAUGGUCUCUACGAACUUGCCGGAUGUUCAACACAAUUUUUGACGUGUUCCGGUGGAAUUGCACGAAUUAUGGAUUGCCCAGCCAAUUUGAUCUAUGAUUCAAGAAUUGUCGCCUGCGAAUAUUCAUACAAUGUUCCAGCGUGUAAUGGAGGAAGCGGAUAUGAACCAGCACAAGAACCAACUGUUGAUGAAACUACCACCACACAAGAAUUUGAAACAACUGAAGAAGCUACCACUGAAGAAGCCACUACCGAAGAAGUGACAACUGAAGAAGCUACCACUGAAGAAGCCACCAUCGUCCCAGAAGGUUCAGCAAUUCUUCCAGCAUCUGAUGAGCCGCGUGCUGCCAAUCAUUGCGUCGAAGAUGGUUUCUAUUCAUAUGGUGCAUGCAGUGACAGUUAUACAGCUUGUUCAAAUGGCUAUUCGAUUCCAAUGCAAUGCCCAUCUGGACUCGCUUUCGAUCAAGCCAGACAACUUUGCGAUUAUCCAUUGGCUGUUGCUGAAUGUUCCAGUGAGUUUGAAAAAUGGGAAAUAAUUUUAAAUAAAUACGCGCUUUUCAAAAAGUUUCCACGUCAUCAGUUCACCUCAAAAAAUGUUAAUUUGUCAAACUCUUUUAGAACUAUGACGUGGCAAAGAUUCUAAAUCUCAAAGGUUUUCCUAAUUUUGCCACGUCACCCUCUCUGAAAAUGAGUUUUGACGUGGAAUUUUGAAUCUUUAUCACGUCAUGGCUAAUGCUCAAUUUGAGCUCAAAAACUCACUCAAUUUCCAACUCAACCUCAAACUUUCCAGACGAAUCAUCUGGCUCUGGAUCUGGAGCUGAAGCUGAAGGAUCAGGUGAAGCUGAAUAUGGAAGUGGAGCCGGAUACGAAGAGCCAACAGCUUGCGUCGGUGGAGCCACACAAAUUGCCGCCUGCUCGUCGAGUUAUCAAAACUGCGUGAAUGGCGAAUGGACAAUUUUCACUUGCGAAAACGAUUUGGUCUUCUCGCAACAACAAGGAGAAUGUGUUUCGGCUGAAACUUGUUCACCACAAAAUACUUCUUCACCAUAUUAA
Messenger RNA from Caenorhabditis angaria, 1334 nucleotides. NCBI's taxonomy places the organism in Eukaryota, Metazoa, Nematoda, Chromadorea, Rhabditida, Rhabditidae. The record is from the annotation of a GenBank genome assembly.